AUGAUGAUUGACUUUGUAGAUGUUGCAUUAAACUGGGCGUUACCUGCUAUUCUUCUUGACUAAAUUUUGUUUUUUAUAAUUUACAAAAUUGCAGGAGAUCAAAUAUGCAUAGUUGAUGUAGCCUAUCCAACUAGUCAUUUGGUUGCAGGAAUAAUUUAUUGCAUAUUUUCAGAUAUACCCCUUCCUUCAAAGAUUAUUAUUACUAUUCUUUUGGUGCUAUGGUCUAUGAGGUUAGCUGGAUUCGUCUUCAUUUAUAGGGUUUUAGGAGGAUAUAAAGAUGAGCGCUUUGAGAAUAUUUUUAAUGAAUUUAACAACGAAAGAUUAAAAAAAAAUAUGAUGGUUAUGAUUCAAUUUCUUUUUCAAGGUAUAUUCAUUUUUGUGACCAGCAUUCCUUUAUAUUUCUUAUUUUAAAACAAUCUUACUUGGAAGUCAGAAAACUUUUAGGGAUUAUAGAUUAUGAAUUAUAUUGCAUUAUCAAUUAUACCUUUUAGUAUUUGUUUAGAAGCAAUUGCAGAUAUACAACUGGAACAGUUUAAAAAGUUAUAAUAACAAGAUUUAAUACCGAAAACAGAGAUUAUGGAGACAGGAUUUUGGAAAAAAAGUAGACAUCCAAAUUUAUUUUUUGAUCUGAUCACUUGGACAUGCUUUGGAUUAUCAGCAAUAUAUGAUGGAAUUAGUGUUUGUUCUUUGAUUGGCCCCAUAAUCUUAUUUUGCGCUAUGGAAUUUGUGACAGUACCUAUUACAGAGGCCCACAUGAAAAAGAAAAGAGGAGAAACCUAUGAUCAAUAUGUUUUGAGAACAAAUAAAUUUUUGAUCUUUUGA
Messenger RNA from Paramecium tetraurelia, 822 nucleotides. RefSeq lists its product as uncharacterized. Lineage: Eukaryota; Ciliophora; Oligohymenophorea; Peniculida; Parameciidae. The record is from RefSeq and is a predicted model, not a curated record. Gene Ontology annotation, cellular component: membrane. The transcript has 3 exons.